This is a messenger RNA of Centropristis striata (black sea bass), 375 nucleotides long. Its product is annotated as ladderlectin-like. NCBI's taxonomy places the organism in Eukaryota, Metazoa, Chordata, Actinopteri, Perciformes, Serranidae. Gene Ontology annotation, molecular function: signaling receptor activity. The coding region runs from base 1 to 375 and encodes 124 amino acids. The transcript is spliced from 4 exons. The record is from RefSeq and is a predicted model, not a curated record.
AUGAUCAAUAGUCGCUGUUUCCUCUACGUCAAACAACUCAUGAAUUGGGCUCAAGCUGAGAGAAACUGCCAGUCCAUGGGUGCAAACCUUGCCUCUGUACAUGAAGCUCUGGAGCAGGAUGAGAUUCAAAGGAUGAUCGAAGAUGUAACUCAUGGACAUCCACUGACAUGGAUCGGAGGAUCUGAUGCUGAAAUGGAGGGGACUUGGCUCUGGACUGAUGGUACCCCUUUCAGAUUAACCGACUGGUGCACCGAACAGCCAGAUAACUGGCAGGGAAAUGAGAACUGUUUACAGAUCUAUAAGGGAGACAAUAAAUGCUGGAAUGACCUGAGGUGUGACUCAGAACUUUCGUCUGUCUGUGCCAAGAACAUCUGA